Messenger RNA from Gryllus bimaculatus (two-spotted cricket), 4543 nucleotides. Lineage: Eukaryota; Metazoa; Arthropoda; Insecta; Orthoptera; Gryllidae. The record is from the annotation of a GenBank genome assembly.
GUGAGAGGUUGGUGGAGUGACACAUGGAUUUUACGAAGGCAAAGAUUUUGAGGAAAUGAUCUGUUCAAAUUUUAUUUUAAUUUUAUUUUAUUUACUGGCAACCACAGCGCACCAUUGGGUGUAGAACAUAGUGUGAAUAACAUUUUCGGAACAUUUGGUAUCAUAAUAAUCAUUACAAAUAUAUUGUUGGUCAUUCAUCAUAUCUUAAAAGAAAUGCCGUAAAUGUGAAUUUGUAUAGGAUAAAUUAUCAUUCACUAAUUUAAGAAGGAAACUAGAAAAUAAUUCGAGAAAGGGGCGUGGCUGACGUCAGACCUGUCGGUAGUUGGCUCUUGAAUUGAGUGAAGCUGGCGUAGUUUCGAUACGCCACGGUGCACAUUAAACAUAUUUAAUGAUAUUGAAUACAUUAUAUAAUUCCACGAAGGAAGCGAGCGUUUCCUUUUGAAACUAUUCUGACUUGUAUUAGUAAUGAAACGUUAAAAGUGAGCAUAAUGAUCUUUCUUCUAAUCGGUUUUAAUCGACGCUAAUCGACGCCACAGCAGAAUCGAAUUUUUCCCACCUGGCACAGAUCGCCUAAUUCGAAAAGAUGGCGGAUUCAGUAGAGACAGCUGUGUUGGAAGUUUCUUCAGAGUACAAAACGUCAGUCAUGAAAAAACAAGACAGUAAAGAGACUGAUAUAAUGUCAAAUUGCAGUGCUUCCCUCGAAGGCUCAGUGGUAGCCUCUCCGUCUAUUGAAAGUUUUUCAACCUUACCUGAUCAGGACAUGUCAGAAUUUGGGCUGGAUUCCCGUGAUCUGCAAGUGAAAGUUGAUAACCCACAAAAACACCUUGAAACAUUAGAGACAUAUAUAACUUUCAGAAUUACAACAAGGACGUCUAGAGCUGAAUUUGAUGAAACAGAAUAUGUUGUGCGCAGGCGAUACAACGACUUCGUUUGGCUUCGACAGAAACUAGUAGAUGCAUUUCCUACUCACUUAAUUCCACCUUUACCUGGAAAACACACUCUUCUGGCACAGUUGGAUCGCUACUCAAAGGAGUUCAUAAUUGCUCGUAUGGCCUUGCUACAUCGAUUCCUAAAUCGAGUCGCCAAUCAUCCAGUGCUGAGUUGCAACCAAAGUGUAAAAGUGUUUUUAACUGCCAAGCCAUCUGAAUUUGCUAUUCAUCGUAAAAGCCGUCAAGGAUUACUUGGAAGAAUGUCCAGUUCUUUUCACAACUUAGCUGCUGUGUACAUGAUGCGACAAAGGCCUGCUGAAUUUGAUCAAGUGCGAGAUUAUGUUGCAACAUUAGGAGAUAAAUUGCUGAGUGUGGAGAAAGUGAGCCAAAGAAUUCAGAAAGAGAGACAAGAUUAUUUGUAUGAACUUCAUCAAAUGCAUCCAAUAUAUACCUUGUGGUCUGCAUCUGAACCAGAAUUAAGCCCAGCUUUGCUAGCUAUGGCUUCUGCUGUGGAACGAAAUGCCCAGUCCCAGCAGCAUGUGUUAGUUACAUUCACAACCACCAUUGCACAGCCAUUGAAGGAGUACCUCCUAUACAUUGAUGCUGUGAAAGAAGCAUUGGCUCGACGGGACUCAGUGCAAAUAGAAUAUGAGCUGACUGUUGAUGAUCUAAAGAAGAAAAGAAUUGAGAAAGAACAGCUAAUGGCAAAUGAACAGCAGUCUGUGGGUGCCAGUGGAGGUGGUUUUAGCCUUGGUGGCACUUCGUUGUGGAAAAGUGCUGGUGAAAUGCGGGAGGAUAAACUGCAGAAGCUGGCCCAGUCAAUCCCUCAGCUUGUGAAACAAGUGGAGGAAAACCAAGAUAAAGUUGAAUGUGCCAAUGAGAAUCUCCGAGCUGACUUAGAACGUUGGCAUUCAGAAAAGAAGAAUGAUAUUAAAAAAUUAUUUCUGGCAUUAGCUAAUCAACAAAUUAAAUACUAUGAGCAGUGCCUUGCUGCUUGGGAGGAAGUACUACCUGAUAUUAAGGGAGGAGACAUCUCUUCGACACAGGGCAAACCUGUCCAUGUUACAAGCUAGCUAGUUUUCAUAUAAUUACCUAACAGCCCAUUAAGAAGUGAAACAAUUCUCUUGGGGCCAAAAAUUCUAGAGAAUCCUCUCACCUAUUCUUUCAAUCCUACCUUUCUCAGUGUAGAUUCAUUAUUCAUACAAUUAAAGCAUUGGAUCCGGUCCUUUCUCAUGUCAUUUAAGAAACACAUAUCUUCUCGGUCAUAUAAACAUUGUUUUUGUGCACUGUCUUCAGAAUUCCUUUUUUCUCUCCUAUUGUUAAAAUAUCAUUCAUACCGAAUAUUUAGAAACCACAGAAAACCAAUCAAAUGAAUCAAGGACCAUUAGUUUCUGUGUAUCGAAUGUUCACUUCUUAACAUGAUGCUGUUGCUGACAGUAUUUAAUCCAAAUAUAGGAAAACUCUCUAUUUAGUAGAGUGUCUAAGUGCAAUUCCUAGCUUGAAGCAUACUUAAUUUUAAUAUAAUAUUCCAUGUUGCUGUAUUUUCCUCAUACAGAAUUUUGUUGCAUUUAUUGUAGAAUUAGAAAAUAGUUGGUGUAUUUACCAAUAAUAUAAGUAAAAAUAGGCAUGUGUAUUUUCAAUAUUUAUUUUAUUUUUGUGCAGCUUUUCUUCAAUUUCUUUCCUCUUAAAUAUUAAAUCUUUAAUGCAAGAUUUGUAGUAGGGCUAGUUUUUAUUGUUAGAAAGAAUGCUUACUCAGUGAAGUGCACAUUCCAAAUGCAUUAAAUGUGGUUUUUGAAUUUACUGUAUUUUCUUAGUGCCUGUUGUUAAUGGAAAUGAAUUUCAUGUAUUCCAUAUGUUCCUACAUUUUUCUAGCAUUUUACUGAUAGCUCUCAUUUAAAUUUACUAUAAUCCAAAUGUGUAUGUGGUUUCAUAAAUUACUUUCAAUUUAUGGUAACUAAUAAUAAUGAACUUAUAACAUAUAACACAUCAUUUCUUGUUGCAGAGUAAGUAAUAUAUUGCAAUAAAAUAUGUAUAAUAGGGCAUUAAAAUGUGUGUUACCAAAUAUAAAUAGAAUUUGUUGAUCUGAGAAUUUGAGAGAUAGAUUUGUGGGACAAAGGCCCUGGAAAAGUUGGCUGUGUGCAAAUUGAUCUGGUGCUGGGGCAGUGCAGCUUAAUGUGGUAUUGUUUCAGUAAUUGCAAAAUCAUGUGUCACAUAGUUAUCUGUUAAUGUAGUAAUGAAAAUGUGUAGUGUGCUUUCAACACUUCAGUAAAAUAGAUAUUUGAAUGCUCUCAGAUAUUUUUUAAAAAUAAUCUGAUUUUCCUGCAGGAAUAAAGGUAUAUAUAAAAAACUAAUGAUAUUGCUUGAUGCUGAUGAAAAAGUUGGUGUUGUACUCUUAGAUAAUUGGCAGAACUAGUACUAAAUGUACGAUAUUACAAACUGCUAGCUCAUUUCAUUUUUCCUCCUUUUGCAUGUAAAUAAUGGGAAUUUUCUCAACCAAUUUCGGAUAUAUUUGUUGUAGUACUCAUAAAUUUUAUUUCAUUAAUUUUUUUCCUUUGCAAGAAAAAACCUCUGAACACAUUGAAACUUUAUUUUUUAGAUAUUUGUAUAAUAUGUAAUGAUCUAAGUGUAAUUAGAAUAUAAAACCUAUUUUGAUAAAGGGUUUGAAGAGUAGAGAGAAAUUCAUGGAUUAAGGGUUGUGAGAAAGUUUCUAUCAGAUGAGUACAUUAUAUUUAUUUUCAUUCUUUUUAAGUUUUUGAGCAGCUUGUGAAAGGCAGAUUUGAAAUGAGGUAGGUUGAAUAGAUGCACUUUCAGUGAAAUAAGCAUUAUAAUUUAAUAUAUUGUUGAUGACUUCAAACUUUGCUUUAGUGGCAAUAAUGUAUUUAUAAUUAUAGAUCUUGCAGAUGCACUGUGCUCAACAUAUGUAAUCUUCAAAUUUUGAAAAUCUUUUCUGUAUUUAACAGUUUUUACAUAUCCAUAAAACCCAGAAUUAGCAUUUAGUGCAUCUCCACUAUCAUAAACGUUAUUUGUUGUCUAUUAAUGGCACUUUUGUGCAGGACAAAAUCAUGGUACCUAAGCUUGUUACUUGUAAUGAAUAUUGUUUUCUAGUCUUAUAGUAAUUUAUAUUAUGUGCAUUUAUAAAACAUAAGACAAAAUGUAAUUGUGUUCUAUGUAUCUGUACCUUUUUGAAUAAAAUCCAUUGGUCCAAUAAAUGUGAAAUAUAUAUACCAUUCUUCUGCACUAUUUAUAAAAAGGUCAUUACAUAAUGGUAAUGAUGGUGUGAUCAUUACUGGUGUUACUGAUACAUAACAUUAAUAUUAAAUGGACAAAACUUUAUCUUCUCUCUCUCACAUUCAUAUUGCCAUCCGACAACGAAAUUUUUGGGGAAUAAUUUCUCAAAUAUAGUGGCAUGGAAUGGCAACGCUGCAUACAAUGGUAAUAGAAAAUUAUCAUAAUAAAAGUGUAAUCAAAAUUAUCGUACUCAAUUUUUCUUUUAUAUUGCAUUUAAAUCAUAUUUUUACAAGAGAAAUUUAACUGGACUAAUUUCAAUUAAGAUUUGCAGAUUUGUUGUUAAAAAAUACAUCAAUACUUUGGAAAUACAAAUUGUAGAAAGGAGA